Molecule: messenger RNA, 2996 nt
Organism: Cyprinus carpio (common carp)
Lineage: Eukaryota; Metazoa; Chordata; Actinopteri; Cypriniformes; Cyprinidae
Gene: amh
Product: anti-Mullerian hormone
Exons: 6
Coding region: 1148-2935 (595 amino acids)
Biological process (GO): gonad development
Molecular function (GO): growth factor activity
Source: RefSeq, a predicted model, not a curated record
UUGGAAUCCCAGAUAUGGCAAACAAUCUAGCAUUUCGUCCUCUGUGAUUUCUUCCUGUUCUUUUGGCUAAAAGAGACCUGCCUUAUCUUUUGGGACUGGUCAAACAUCUAGCACACCAGUGCUAGAAGGACCUUGAAAGUCUGGAAAACAAGUGCAGCUGUAUGUCUUCCAGAGAUCAGGGCUAGGAGUAAUAAAAAAGGAUUAUUGUUGCUGUUCCUUUGACAGUCAGCAAUACACCCAAGUCAACCUUUAGCACUUUUAAUUUCAAGGCUUUUUGCCUUUGUCAUAAAAGAUACUAUAGAUUGGGAAUGGUGCAGGUGUAUUUGAACCUUGGUUCCCUUGAGCACUACGGCACUUGAGUGUUGUAAUCACCCUUGCAUAUUUAUAUUAGCGAUCUGUCAAUAUCAUGCCCAGCAAGGCACAUAAACUCGGGUUGCUAGCAAUAAGAAAACUAAAAGCUGCAUGUCAUGGCGCUGUCUUGUCUAAAUGGUAACCCAUGUUUUGCAGAAUAUCUUGCAACUUUGAAAAGCCAUUGAGAUUCUCUUAAAGAGUUUUACAGUACAAGGUUUGCCAUAUAGAUACAACGGUGCCCCUGUUCAUUGUUUUUUGAUCAACUCCUUUCAGGGUUUGAACCUACACCCUUUCAGUUCUGACCUAGAUAUGCCCUGUUCCCAUGCAAUGUUUAAUGAAGUUGAGAGCAAAAUAUAGUAAUUAACAAUGGGGAUAACAAAAAUGUACCCCAAGAGAUGAGGACACUCCUAGAAGUCUUAACUGCAUCCCAUGGGAACGAAUUAAAGAAAUUGUUUACAAAUUUAAAAAUAGAACUUUGUUGCAAUUUGCCACCAAGGAGGACCAAACUAUUAUUCGCUACUACAGCUGUGUGUCUGGGGUCUACAAAGUAAUCCAUUGUCUGUAAGAGUUCCUCCUCACUUUAUCAAAGCUCAAAGGCAUGUGAUGUCAAUUCACUAUCUCUCGAAAUUUACACAUCCACUGAAUGCUUCGAAUACCCACUGUUACUCCAAGGACGAGCUUUCUUGGCGGGCUGGCUCCGCUCAGGAGCACAGGAGGGGGUGUAUAUAAAACACAUCCCUGCUGUUGACCCACCCUAAAACAAGUGCUGGAUUUCUCUGCGAUUGAAUCAGAGAAGAUGCUCUUCCACGCAAGAUUUUGGCUAAUGCUGUUGCUGAUUGUGGCGACUGGGUCAUAUGGUGCCAGCGUAGGACACACAGAGCAGGAUAACAGCCCGAAGGUCACCCAACUAUCAGGAUGGAAUGGAGAUGAGCAGGAAGUUGCAGAUAUGGUACACGUACCCCGAAGUGCCAGUGAACAGCCGAUUGGUCCAUCAGCCCAUUCAACACAUUCCACUGAAGACGUGCCAUGUGAUGAUGAGCAACUAGCUCACAGUCGUGCCAUGGAUGACUUCCUGUCAGCCCUGAACAUGGAGAGUGAACUUGGGAGGAUGGGUUACCAGCAGUUUGGAAAAUGUUCGUCUGGAACUUCAGGUUUGCAGAUUUCACAUCUAGUACAGAGUUUGGACAAAAAACGAAGUGGCCUCAAGGGUGUACAUGCCACAAAAGUAGAUAUUUGGGAUGCUGAGAAGGAAGGAGACACGACUUUAACCCUCACAUUCCCAAGACAUGCUCAGCCGAGCAGCCCAGCCUCUGUGACGCUCCUGUUCAGUGUCGAUUCCAUUAAAGGAGAUGGUUUGAGAGUGAAAUUCAACAGUCAUUCCAUCCAUCCAAAUACACAGAUGGUUUGCAUUUCUGAGGUUACACGUUUCCUGGUCCUUAAAGGAGGACAAAGUCAUGCCCACGUUCACCUUAAGCUGAGUGUAACAAUUGAGACAUGGAAGGAUGAAAACAGUGAGACAGUUUUUUCCCUUCAAAAACAGACUUCUCUUAAGAAUCCUUUCACUGUAAAUUUGAACUCUUUCUGUUACAUCUUAGAGCCGAAACCUAGUGUGUCUGAGCUUCGGGACGUGUUGAUGAGAAAGGUAGACGGCAACAAUAUGUCAAUGAAGCCGGUCUUAGUUUUCCUCUCUGACCGUGAUGAGCAAAGGACACCGCACUUAAAAUAUCACGGAAAUCCACUGGAUGAGAAACUCCCAUCCAGAACUUAUCUUUUCCUCUGCGAGCUGCAGAAGUUCUUGAGUGACGUCCUUCCUCAGAAAGAGGGGCCGACAUCUCAGGAAGGUGCAAACAUUGUCUCUUUGGAUGCGCUGCAUUCCCUUCCACCUCUCAGCCUUGGAGUGUCAUCCACAGAGUCCCUGCUAUCAGGACUGGUGAAUUCCUCCACGCCGACUGUAUUUGUCUUCCCUGAGAGGCAGCAAGGCCUGCAGACUCACAGAGUGGAGGUGACACUAGAUUCUCCUCUGUUGUCUGUGCUCAGAAUGAGACUGGAUGAAGCCAUGGCUCAGGUGAAACAGCAGGAGGUGGGGCAAAAGGUGACUGACAGGCUUCAGAAACUGAGUGAACUAAGUGCCCUUUCUCCAGAAGGAGAGGACGAGGAAGCAGUCGCUAAGGAACAUAAACGGGCCCAAUACCGGUCCGUUUUGCUGCUCAAGGCCCUGCAGGUGGUACUCAGUACCUGGGAGGUGGAAAGAGCUCAGAGAGCAGUCAGAGCGGAUGAAGAUGGCCCAUCAGUGCCCAGUCAGUGUCGGCUUCAGAGCUUGUCCGUGUCCUUGAGGAAGUUCUUUCUUGAGCCCUCUAAAGUCAACAUCAACAACUGUGAGGGAGAGUGUGGAUUCCCCCUGACCAGCGGCAACAACCACGCCAUCCUCCUGAACAGCCAUAUUCAGAGCGGCCAGCCCGUCAAUCGCUCUCUCUGCUGCGUACCGGUGGAAUUUGAUGACCUGUGUGUGAUCGAGCUUGAGAGCGAGGACACUAACAUCUCCUUCAAGACCAUUGUGGUAGUGACCAAGUGUGAAUGUCGCUGACACCCUCCUUUUGCUCUUUGAAAUGCACUUAUGCAUGCGUAUAUAGCAAUAUGAAUAAAAC